CGCUAUUCACCGUUCACUCAGUCAGGCCGAGCUCGGAGCUGCUCUUACCGCCAUGGAAGCCCAUUCAAGUAGUUGACAUUCAAUUCGUCUCCUUCUGCUCUUCGCGUUCUUCUAGGGUUUAUUUUUCUCCCAUCUUUCUUUUUGUUACUUUUCUUUAUUUCUUCCCCAUUUUUUUUUGUUAUUGGAGAGUGACAGGACCACGCCAUGCAGCUCAUAGUGGGAAUCGGAGGAGUCACUAAUGGUGGAAAGACGACACUAACCAACAGAUUGAUUUCCUCCUUACCGAACUGCUGCGUUGUACACCAAGAUGAUUUUUUCAAGCCCCAGGAUGAGAUCGAAGUUGAAGAUGGAUUUAAACAGUAUGAUGUGAUCACUGCACUGGAUAUGGAAGCUAUGCUGGAUACCAUAGAGGCCUGGAGAAAAAACCCAGUCAAGUUCGAACGCUCUCAUGGAAUUAACAACACAUUGGACGCCGAAGCAGAUAUGAAAAAAGAUGGAGACGACACCGUCCAUAUUCUCAUUGUGGAAGGCUUCCUUCUCUACACUUACAAACCGUUAAUUAAUACGUUCACACAUCGCUACUUUAUUUCGAUACCCUAUGACGAAUGCAAGAGGAGGAGGAGCUCAAGAAACUAUACUGUUCCAGAUCCACCGGGACUCUUUGACGGCCAUGUGUGGCCAAUGUACGUUAAGCACAAGGACAUCAUGGAAGAUAUGAAUGUUAUAGUGGAACUGCUGGAUGGAACAAAGACAAGGGAAGAGCUGUUUAACAAAGUAUACGGAGAUAUCCUGAACUUGAUAAACUGCAAGGAAUAAAUGGAUACUAUGCAACCUUAACUACUGAAGAUGCCUUUUGAAUUUUAACUUAUAUAUUUGUACUGCACUUAAUUCAUCUGCAUUCAGCGUUUUUAACUAGGAAUAAUCUUGAUAAACUGCUGUAUUUUAAGCACUCCAUUUGAAUAAUAAAUUAUUCCUAUCAAAA
Spea bombifrons (plains spadefoot toad) is the source of this 982-nucleotide messenger RNA. RefSeq names its product nicotinamide riboside kinase 2-like. Gene Ontology annotation, cellular component: cytoplasm. NCBI's taxonomy places the organism in Eukaryota, Metazoa, Chordata, Amphibia, Anura, Pelobatidae. Bases 205 to 816 code for a protein of 203 amino acids. The record is from RefSeq and is a predicted model, not a curated record. The transcript has 8 exons.